UUAAAUAGUACUUUGUUUUGGUUCCUCGAUGUCUUCUUGAGAGAUAGGUACUUUCGUUUCAUAUUUGGUUUACAUACAAACGUAUAAGCAGAUAUAUACUUUGAUCAAACAAUUGCAUUAUCUUACAAAAGUGAUAUACAUGAAAAACAACGAUGAUUAAAUGGAGAAGGGUUAAUUGAGGUAAUGCUAACAACGGUAAUAGAGCAUACCGCACAAACUGACAGGUUCAUUAAUGUUAUUUAUAACGUCAUUGGAAAUUCUACUUUCAAUUUACUAAGUCGAGAGACUGGGCAAAAUCAGAACCUAGCAGUUAUCAUUUACGGCCACAUUUAUCAUAGACAGUGGCUUAUCCAUUUGAAAAAAAUGGCAGUACUGACAAAGAGGGAAAAGCAGACACUCCAAAACCUGAUUGGUAGCGGUGAAAAGUCGUUUACCAAGUUGUACAGUGCCAAGGAUAACGGAUGUGACGCGGCUAUCUUCCACGAAAUGUGUGACAACAGGGGGCCGACCUUGACCUUAGUAUAUAACACAGCAGGAGAAGUUUACGGGGGUUUUACUUCUGCCAGUUGGCAGUCUAUCACCAAACAACCAGUUUACGACAAGAAUGCGUUCCUCUGUUUGUUACGCAAAGAAGGAAACACAGAGGCAAUUAAAUUCUCCAUAAACCUUCCGCCGUCAGCUUUACUUUUAGACCAACAAAGUGGGCCAACGUUUGGUAGUGGUCCAGACCUCCAGGUGUUUACCGGAAAAAUCACACCGGAUACAGAUGGCACGUUCGCCCUAAACUCCAGCACGGUACCGAUCAGUUACGCCAAUAUGCCAAAGUCCCUUGCUGAUGAGGUCACAAGUGAUGCAAAGGCCACUGACGUGGUUGUUUAUGGUGUCGAGGAUGGUUCUCAGUCUUUAAUGGAGUUACAGUGGAGAUCAGAACCCAAAUUUGACAAAGAGUAUCUAAGAGACUUGAUGGAGGAGGUUGAAAGCUAUUGGCCUCUUAAAGAGAUGGGUGUAUCCGACGAUGCUCUGCAAAACGUUAAUAUUCUCCUCAUCGGACCAAUUGGGGCCGGCAAAUCAAGUUUUCUCAACUCGGUAGAAUCAGCUUUCCGUGGUCACGUGACAAUGUCUGCUAGUGCCGGUAGCCGAACAAAAAGUGUGACUUCAGCAUACCGCCAGUACCCCAUCACAGCCUCUGAUAACAGACACUACCUGAGAUUCCAGCUGUGUGAUUGUAGAGGUCUAGAUGACGGUAACAACAUGAACAAGGAUAUCGAAACUAUUCUGGAGGGACAUAUGCCUGAUAAUUACACAUUCAACAUAUCCAAUCCGAUGACGGCUUCAACCCCUGGCUACAGGAAAGACCCCGAAAUGAAAGAUCAAAUUCACUGUGUGGUAUACGUUCUGGACGCAGAGAAAUAUUCUGCUGACUUUGAAAUGUCCUUUGUUACCGAUGAUGUCAGAGAUCAAAUUAAGGAUAUUCAAGAAAUGGUUGACCAAAAAGGAAUUCCACAACUGAUCUUGCUCAACAAAGUGGACAUAGCUUGUCCCUCGACCAAACAGGACAUAUCUAAUGUUUAUCGGAGUGAGACGAUCCUCCAGAAGUGUAUGGACGCAGGCAAUUGUCUGGGCCUUCCUCCAAUGGCAGUGCUGCCAAUGAAGAACUACUAUAUGGAACCUUCUAAUGUGGAUGAGAUCAGUAUCCUCGCCUUGUAUAAUAUCCGGCAGAUGUUACGUGCUGCUGAUACCUUCCUCCGCGUCAAUCACCUCGACGAACUCCGAUCAGAUAAAUACGAAUCACAGUAUAGUUAGAGAUCGACUCGCAUUUGGUAAUAUCACUGUAACUUUAUUGGACACAUAGCAAUAUUGUUGUAACUAAAGUUAAAACAAUAUCGUACACUAUCGUUUAAAGAAUCGACUCUGAAGUAUCGAAUAUGUGUAUUUUAACGAACUGUCAUGCCAUGCAGUGCGUUUGAUUUAAUAAUGUACGCAUAAAUAUAACUCACCGAGUCAAAGAUGCAUUAGUAUACAGAAUUUAGACACCACUGAAAUAAUUGUUUUGCGCUUUAUUUAGUAAUUGAAUAUUGUACGAGAUUUAGUGUUUGAUACAUCUGUCCGCUCCCCUUUUCUAUCGUAGGUAUUAGGAAAAUAUACAGGAAAACCACAUGUUAGAAAUAAAGAUAAGAUCGUAUUCGGGCCAGAGACGAUGUUGUAAUUUGACAAUAAAGGCACCUGGGGUGACAUGUAAUUUGACAAUAACAGGGCUCGGGAAGGCGAUGUAAUUUGACAAUAACAGGGCUCUGGAAGGCGAUGUAAUUUGACAAAAACAGGGCCAGGAAUGGCGAUGUAAUUUGACAAAAACAGGGCCAGGAAUGGCGAUGUAAUUUGAUAAUAAUUGGGCCAGGAAAGGCGAUGUAAUUUGACAAUAACAUGGCCAGGAACAGCUUUGUAAUUUGACAAUAACAGAGCCAGGAACAGCGAUGUAAUUUGACAAUUAUUGGGCAAGGAACGGCGUAAUAUUUUGUCAAUAAAAAUAGUGUUUUCAUAUUUAGGAAUCAACAGUAGUUCAUAUUGGAUUCGUCUUAGAUCGUUUAACAUUUUUAUUUUUGUUUUGUUUUCACUUUGUAUUGUUCUCCACUUUUUUUACAUUGAUAUAUAUGUAUUGCAUACAUACAAUUGAAAUAAGAGUAGAGGAGUACGUUUGACAAUAGUAUUGUUUUGAUUUUUAUUGCAAAACGAUAUUGUCGUCAAUGAGAACAAACAAGAUAUAUAUGAAUAUACAUAUAAUGAAUUCUUUAAACAGGCAAAAUCGCAAUUUUAAAUAAAGAUCACCAAUAGACUAAAUUACGUUUUCAAUAAAUGCAAACAUAAUGAAAUGACGUACAGUGUAUUUAUUUAUUAGGUUUUAGAUGACGACCGGGAAAUGUCUUCUGUGUAGAUAAAAGAACUUCCAGCCAAUUUCUUAACACAGAUUUCAUUAAAGCCCGAUGACUGUUAUAAACAUUUGGCUGACGUAAACCGACUCUAAUCACCUUUUGUUCGGGUAUUUCAACUGUUUAUUGAGCUUGUUAAAAGAACAAGUUUAAAUGUAUAUUGAUUAUCUGCAAUUGUUAUUUGUAAUUUGGAGUCUAUAUAAUAAUAAGGUAUUCAUCAUAAAACGUUGUAGCAUACCCAUCUUACUAUUGUAUGUACUUAGCAUCAUGUAACAAUAUAUUUAUAUUGCCUUCAUAGUUGUUUUCUUUUUAUCUUCAAAUGUUUAAAUUGCCGUUUGAAAAUGCCCGGACGGGACAGCUUUUUUUCUAACAACCGUUAGGUAGAUAUGGCGAAUAAAGAAAUAAUUUUCAAUUAAAGGCAUUUAUAUCAAUCGAACUUAAAAAAAAACCUAAAAAAUAGGAAAGGACAUGAUCAAAGAACAUUAUUACAAGAAGACCAAUCUACGAAUAUCAUUUGAACUUUUGAAUAUUUUAUCACAUCAGACAUUUUUAAAAUAAAUAUUCAGAACCAUUUUUUUUCCAUUCUUGUCUCAUAUGUUCAAAUGUACUAUUCUCUUUCUAAUAAAAAAACCCAUUUCAAAAAUAUA
This is a messenger RNA of Mizuhopecten yessoensis (Yesso scallop), 3571 nucleotides long. RefSeq names its product interferon-induced protein 44-like. The transcript is spliced from 7 exons. NCBI's taxonomy places the organism in Eukaryota, Metazoa, Mollusca, Bivalvia, Pectinida, Pectinidae. The record is from RefSeq and is a predicted model, not a curated record. The coding region runs from base 184 to 1803 and encodes 539 amino acids.